CAGAGCUAAUUGUCCUCCGUGGGCAGACCAGGUUGGCUUUCUUUCUCCCCACCCCUCGGCUUGCCUUUCUCCCGACCCCCCACCGCUUGCUUCUUCACCGGCCUCCUUGGAAGCGGGGCUCGCCAGCCUAGACGGACAGACACGUGAGGCCCUCCCGGCCAGGAUUAUUUUCCGCACACCUGUUUCAGGGUGGGACCAAGAAGGGCUUGCUGCUGUGCCCAGCGGGAGCGUCGGCAGGCGGGGGUAGCUGGAGGCGCUCCGAAGGCUGUGAGCUUGUCCAGGCGGCAGAAGGCUCUUUCUUGCCCUCCCCACACCCGGCACCGCAUCUGCAAAGGCUGCCUGUCGUGACCCCGACCUUCGCUCAUGGCGCACGGGAAAGCCAAGGAAGGGGAUGGCAACUGGAAGAAAUUCAUCUGGAAUUCCGAGAAGAAGGAGUUUCUCGGGAGGACCGGAGGCAGCUGGUUUAAGAUCAUUCUCUUCUAUGUGAUCUUCUACGGCUGCUUGGCAGGUAUCUUCGUUGGGACCAUUCAAGUCAUGCUUCUCACAGUCAGUGAAUUCGAGCCAAAAUAUCAGGACCGAGUAGCACCUCCAGGAUUGACAAAUGUUCCUCAAGUACUUAAAAUGGAAAUUUCCUUUGAUCCUGGUGACCCUUCAACAUACAAUAAAUAUGUGAAGGCCAUGCAAGCCUUCCUGAAGCCUUAUGAUUUGGAAAAUCAGAAAGAACCAGAUAUGGAUUAUGAUUCUUGUCCAACUGAACCUAGUGAUUAUAUAGACAGAGGUAAAUAUGAUGAGAGUGCAGGCAGAAAGAAAUCGUGCAGGUUCAAUCGUGCCUGGUUGGAGAACUGCUCUGGAUUAAAUGAUACUAGCUUUGGUUACAAAGACGGCAAGCCAUGUGUCAUCAUCAAGCUCAACAGAGUUCUUGGAUUCAAACCCAAGCCACCCAAAAACGAUUCCCUCCCAGAGGAUCUGAAAGCAAGAUACAAUAACUUUCUCAUUCCUCUCCACUGCUUUGCUAAGAAAGAGGAAGAUGUUGACAAAAUCGGUAUUGUAGAAUACUAUGGCAUGGGAGGCUAUGCUGGAUUUCCUCUGCAGUACUACCCAUAUUAUGGCAAACGCCUUCAUGUCAAGUACCUUCAGCCCCUUGUGGCAGUGCAGUUCAUGAAUUUAACCCAGGAACAAGGGGUGCGCAUCGAAUGCAAGGCCUAUGGUGAGAACAUCCAGUACAGUGACAAAGACCGUUUCCAGGGACGUUUUGACAUGAAAUUUGAAAUAAAAAGAAGCUGAUCUCAGGCAUAGUGCGCGCUCUCUCUCUCUCUCUCUCUUAGCCAUGUAAAAGUUUAAAAAGACAAAACCUACUAGUCUUGAACAAAACUGUCAUACAUAUGGGACCUACAUGUAAUCUAUAUGCUUUACACUAGCUUUCUGCAUUUAACUAAGUUAGAAUGUAAACUUAAAAGUGUAGCAAUAGCAACAAAGAUAUUUAUUCUACUGUAAAUGACAAAAACAAAAUUGAGCCUUGGGACAUGCCCAUUUCUACUGUAAAUUACAAUUCCAUGACUGACUUGUAGUAAGCAGUGUUUCUGCCCCCUAAGUAUUGCUGCCUUGUGAAUUUUAUUUAGUGUACAGUCCUAUAGGUGCAUUACUCUGGUCAUUUUUCAAGCCAUGUAUUAUUGUACCUGUUUUCUACUUUCUGUGAGCAAAGAUUUACUGUCCAAGAUGUAAAUACUCAGUGAGACUAAAACUGGCAUGGUUCUUUUUAAUUAUUUUUCUUCAUUUUUAAAAAGGCAAUGGCCCACCUGUGAGAUUAUUCAACAGCACUCCAAUAGAGCUUCCCCCUCCCUGGUGGUUUUAGGAUUUUAUUUAGUGUGGUGGCAAAAGAAAUUAAUUUGACUUUGGAGCAAACCUCAAGAGUAGGUAAUGGUGUACUGUGCUUUGUAGUGAAUGCUGUCUUUGUCUCUUUCCCCUCAUCCUCCAGUAUGGUGUAUGAGAGACCCGAGUCAGCCCAUCACAUAAGUAAGUGAUGGGAAGAAUUAUUUUGGCUUUGUAUAUUUUCUUCAUUUCCUGCUAGAGGCAUCACAUGCUGUGGUGCUGCCUUUAUUGAAUGUUUUGACCAUUUUCAUGGUGAAAGAAUUUUAUAUUUAUGCAGUUGUACAAUUUUAUUUUUUUUUCCUGCAAGAAGAAAGUGUAAUGUAUAAAGAUAAACCAAAGCCACAUGUUUGAAAAUAAAUCUUUAUUUUGAACUUUAUGAAAAGCAAUGCAGUUACCCCAUCAACUGGUGUCUAAAUGUUGUCUGAAGUGCAAAACUCUAUGUUUUAACAUAUGUAAUAGCCAGGAGUAACAGUGCUCUUGUUAAAUCUUGUAUUUCAGUCAGGUUAAAAACAAUGGACAAUAAACAAAUAAACACA
This is a messenger RNA of Sphaerodactylus townsendi, 2405 nucleotides long. RefSeq names its product ATPase Na+/K+ transporting subunit beta 1 (gene ATP1B1). Gene Ontology annotation, molecular function: ATPase activator activity. The record is from RefSeq and is a predicted model, not a curated record. NCBI's taxonomy places the organism in Eukaryota, Metazoa, Chordata, Lepidosauria, Squamata, Sphaerodactylidae. The coding region runs from base 364 to 1284 and encodes 306 amino acids. Gene Ontology annotation, cellular component: sodium:potassium-exchanging ATPase complex. Gene Ontology annotation, biological process: sodium ion export across plasma membrane; intracellular potassium ion homeostasis; intracellular sodium ion homeostasis. The transcript has 6 exons.